AUGGUCGCGCUGGUAGGCUGCAACGAUUGCACUCCGCCGUGGUGGCUGUUGCGUCGUGAGGUUAUACUGACCAGUUGGAUCCGACAAUAUCCCUGGGACAUGCCAAUCGCUGAAACCGUGCAGCGCCUGGGCGGCUGGCCGUAUGCCGUGCUGUCUGCUGUAGCCUUCGCCGGAGUUGACUACCUGGCCAUCAUUUCUGUGGAGGCCGAGCGGCCAGCCCCAGGGGGCAGCCGCCCGACCCGGGAGCUGGCAGGGCAAGGGAUCGGCUGUAUCGCUUCCGGCAUGGCGGGCUCUGCUCCGGUUGGUGGCUCGCUGACGCGGUCCAUGCUGGCUGGGAUGAUAGGCGCCUCUUCGCCGCUGAUGGGCUUAGUCUGUGGCUUCGCGACCAUGGGCCUGGCCUUCCCUCAGGUCUCCAAGCUCCUUGUCAUGACCCCAAAG
Molecule: messenger RNA, 438 nt
Organism: Symbiodinium necroappetens
Lineage: Eukaryota; Dinophyceae; Suessiales; Symbiodiniaceae
Source: the annotation of a GenBank genome assembly